Molecule: messenger RNA, 912 nt
Organism: Paramuricea clavata
Lineage: Eukaryota; Metazoa; Cnidaria; Anthozoa; Malacalcyonacea; Plexauridae
Source: the annotation of a GenBank genome assembly
AUGAUAAACCCCGAUAAGUUCCAAUUUGCACAACGGAGCGUAGACUUUGCCGGUUUCAGAGUGUCAUCCUCAACCAUCGAACCACUCCCGAAAUACCUCGAUGCUAUCAGAGACUUCCCCUCCCCCACCUCCACCACAGAUAUCCGGAGCUGGUUCGGUCUUGUCAACCAGGUCACCAACUACGCACAGCUACGCGACGUAAUGGCCCCCUUUAAACCUUUGGUCAGUCCUCGCUGCAAAUUCCACUGGUCGCCCGAGUUAGAGGACGCUUUUACAACAUCGAAAGAAGCCAUCGUAGAAGCCAUCCGCAAGGGGGUGCAGAUCUUUGAUAUACAUAAGCAAACCUGUCUCCGCCCAGACUGGUCAAGACGAGGUAUUGGUUACUUCUUGCUCCAGCAGCACUGCAGCUGCCCUUCUGGUAUACCAGAAUGCUGCCCUGGAGGAUGGCACAUCACCUUGGCCGGCUCACGGUUCCUCUCUUCAGCCGAGGAACGCUACGCCGCGAUUGAAGGGGAAGCACUUGCUGUGGCAUGGGGUCUUGAACAGACACGCUACUUUACACAAGAGGUGCGACAACCUUGUCGUAAUCACGGACCACAGACCACUUGUGAAGAUCUUUGGUGACCGCACGCUGGACGAGAUAUCCAACUCGCGAUUGUUCCAGCUUAAAAACGCACCCUCCAGUGGCGUUUCGUCAUCAAGCACUUACCUGGGAAGACCAACCUCGCUGCUGACGCAACGUCAAGACACCCCUCGCCAUCAGGCUCAGUGAACACUGCUUCACUCGUAUUGUCCAGUUGCCCAGACUUCGUCGAAGCGGCGCUAAUGGCCUCCAUCCGACACGAUGCUCAAGAGCUUGGUACAAUCUCAUGGCCUCCUGUCGCACAAAAACCGCGGCGGACACAUACCUGA